Messenger RNA from Monopterus albus (swamp eel), 2662 nucleotides. RefSeq names its product MTCL family member 3 (gene mtcl3). The transcript is spliced from 10 exons. The record is from RefSeq and is a predicted model, not a curated record. Bases 548 to 2482 code for a protein of 644 amino acids. NCBI's taxonomy places the organism in Eukaryota, Metazoa, Chordata, Actinopteri, Synbranchiformes, Synbranchidae. Gene Ontology annotation, biological process: regulation of autophagy.
CCGAAAGCAGCAGCGGUCGUCGUCUCCGGCCGGACUCAAAGACGGCGGAUGUAAAGCUACACAGAAGGGUAGCAACUCGCCAAAGCCCAUCAAGCAAGGAGGAGGGGGAGGUGGAGGGAGAAACAGCCGAGGUCAUUCUCCCGUUUCCACCGGCAGGGAGCGGCAGGCCGGAGGCGUUCCUGCCCUCAGAGGCGCGGCUGCUGUCCAGGCUGCUGGUGCUGAAAGCCGGACGCCGAGCAGGCCCGCGGCGGCAGACAAAUGCGGCGUCCAAACACCAGAAGACUCCCCCCGCCAUGCCGCCGAUGCCUCCUCACCCUCUAGAGGAGAUCCGAACCGCGUCGUCUUCGACCAGCCGUGCGCAUCCAAAUCCCCCAAAGUGAGGAGCAAAAACCCGAGAGGCGGGGAGGCCGCCUCGGCGACGAGCGGCAGCAAGAAGAACUCCAAAGGCACAAUAGGCUGCGGACCUGGUUUCUGGAAGGAGGGAUGCUUGCAGUCCGAACUAAUACAGUUCCACUUGAAUAAGAGCUUGGGAAAGAAAGGGACAAAGAUGCCGGCGAAAUCAACAUCUCCGCCGGCCUCGGAGCCGGAGAUGUCUCCUGAGCCCGAUAGUCCACAGCCGGCUCCACGACCAGACCAGGGACUGCAAGAAGAGCUUGAGAGGCUGGAAGAUGAAAACGAGGAUCUAAAGAAUGAAAUCGAAGAGAUGCGGGUAGAGAUGGAUGAGAUGCGGGACACCUUCUAUGAGGAGGACGCCUGCCAGCUGCAGGACAUGCGCAGAGAGCUGGAAAGAGCCAAUAAGAACUGUCGGAUCCUCCAGUAUCGACUGAAGAAAGCAGAAAGAAAGAGGCACCGGUUCGCAGAGAGUGGCCAGGUGGAUGGAGAGCUGCUCAGAAGUCUGGAGCAAGACCUGAAGGUGGCAAAAGAUGUGUCUGUCCGCUUGCACCAUGAACUGGAGAAUGUGGAGGAGAAGAGGACUAAGACAGAAGAGGAAAAUGAGAAGCUGAGGCAGCAGCUGAUAGAAGUGGAGGUCACCAAACAGGCCCUGCAAAAUGAGUUGGAUAAAGCCAAAGAUCUCUCACUGAAAAGAAAAGGAAGUAAGGAUGGACAGAAAGCAGAGAGAAAGGCCCCACAGACCCCAGUCGAGGAAGAGAAUGAGGAUCUGAAAUGCCAGCUAGCCUUUAUUAAAGAGGAAGCCGUUCUGAUGAGGAAAAAGAUGGCAAAGAUCGACAAGGAGAAGGAUCGACUGGAGCAGGAACUGCAGAAGUACCGCUCCUUCUAUGGAGAUGUAGACAGCCCUCUGCCUAAAGGCGAGGCUGGAGGGCCUCCCACCACCCGAGAAUCAGAGCUGAAGCUCCGUUUACGCCUGGUGGAGGAGGAGGCCAACAUUCUGGGAAGGAAGAUUGUGGAGCUGGAGGUGGAAAACAGGGGGCUGAAGGCUGAGUUGGAUGACAUGAGGGAGGACAGUCUGGCAGCAGCAGGCGUGGACAGCUCUGGCAGUGGAGGUCAACAGUGCAGAGAACAAGGAGAGGCCCUGUCAGAGCUGAGGCAGCAGCUUCAGCUGGUGGAGGACGAGGCAGAACUUCUUCGCAGAAAUUUAGCAGAUGUGGAAGAAGAGAACAAAAAGGUGACAAGUGAACUCAAUAAACUGAAGUACAAGGCUGGAUCCCACGAAGCUGGAUCCAGACAUGGAGGAGGAGGAGCUGACCCAGCUAAAGUGGAGGCCCUCCAGGAGGAGCUGAAAGCAGCACGUCUUCAGAUUAACGAACUGAGUGGAAAAGUUAUGCAGCUCCAGUACGAGAACCGUGUACUGCUGUCCAACAUGCAGCGCUACGACCUGGCCUCCCACCUGGGCAUUCGAGGCAGCCCACGGGACAGUGACGCAGAGAGUGAUGGAGGACGAGACGAUGACACCCCAUCAGCCUCUGUUUCCUCCCCUCGCCUUCUCCCACCCCAUCGCAAACGUGAGGGCCCUAUUGGAGGGGAGAGUGACUCAGAUGAAGUGAGGAACAUUCGCUGCCUCACCCCAACACGCUCCCUUUACUCACCUGUAGACAACCGUUUUUUAUCCAGAAGCCUGAAAGACCGGCAACAGAUGAUAGACAUCCGCAUCGAGGCAGAGAGGCUGGGCCGGACCAUCGACAGGCUCAUCACUGACACCAGUACUAUCAUCGCUGAGGCCCGAGUGUAUGUCACCAAUGGGGAGCUGUUUGCCAGGUUGGACGAGGAUGAGGAAGGUGGCAGAAUCAGAGAGCAUGAGCUGCUGUAUCGUAUAAACGCCCAGAUGAAAGCCUUCAGGAAGGAGCUGCAGAGCUUCAUAGAUCGGCUCGAUGUCCCUAAGCAGGAGGAUAAAGAGGCAGAGGAGCCACUGUCUAUGUUUCAGCCCAUUAUUUUGCUGAUCCUCAUUCUUGUUCUGUUUUCCUCACUCUCUUAUGCCACCAUUUUCAAAUUGGUAUUCCUUUUCACCCUGUUCUUUGUUCUUUAAAGCGCAUAGUACCAUAUUUUGUACAUUUUCAUGAGUUUGUUAUUUACUUGUUCAUUCAUUUUGAUUCUGUUAUGUUGAACACAUCACAUAAGGUCACUCAAGGUACAGAGCAUUAUCAUUUUCCACAUAUGACCCAAGCCACUCAACUACUGGGGUGUUUUCAACAUUCACUGGAGACCA